Messenger RNA from Cokeromyces recurvatus, 575 nucleotides. RefSeq lists its product as uncharacterized. The transcript has a single exon. Bases 90 to 272 code for a protein of 60 amino acids. The record is from RefSeq and is a predicted model, not a curated record. NCBI's taxonomy places the organism in Eukaryota, Fungi, Mucoromycota, Mucoromycetes, Mucorales, Mucoraceae.
CGAGGUAUCCAAAUAAAUAUCAUCUUUGGCUUUCUAAAGCUAAUAUUUACUUUAUCUAUAAUUACUUGGAUCAACACAUUAAAAACCUGAUGAACAUAAUAUUGUCUAUAAUACUACAACUUUUCAUAAGCUUGCCUUUUUUUUUCCCCCUCUCUAUCAUAAAAAUCUACCUUCACAACCAGGAAAAAGAUUUCCCUCACACACCUGUGCAUUCAAUUAUUGUGUCAUGGCAACACCUUUUUUUUUUUUUCAGUAACAUUUUCUUUUUAUAGAUAAUCCGACCCGAGCAAUUAUCUGAUGUGUAUCCAUCUAUUCGGAGUUUAACUGUCAAAUAAAACUUAAUGAAGAAAAAAAAAAUUUUUAAUUUUUAUUUUUUAUUAUAUGUGUAUUUGAUGUUGGAAUCACCAGCCCUCUACUAUCCUAGUGGGGAAAAGGACGAGAUAAUAAAAUAGGCAUUAAGACAUUCUCAUGAAAUUCUUUCUUAACUUGAUUUGACACUCAAAACCAAUUCAAAUAAGAUAAUUAGCGAGUAACACUGACAAGUUGUAAGGGGGUGCUCGCCGCACAGAGAGCAC